AUACUUGAUUUCCUUGAUUUAUAACUUUAAAAAUCGUAUUUUUUUAGUUUUUUCGAAGAGAAAAAAGUGAGGUUAGAAAACCACGUGUCUAACGCGCACUUGACAAAAACGAUAAAAAACGCAGUUAAUUAUCAACAGCGAAAACUUAUUAAAGACAUUUAUUAAGAAUUCUAUUACCAGAGAAUAUUAUUUAUUGUAUUUUUUAAUCAAAAUUGAAAAACAUAUUCUUUUUUAUUGCAGAAAAUUGAUAAUUACGAGAUUUUUUUCUAGACACUUUUUAGAAAUGAAAAGAUUACCAACCUUGGGAAGUUAAAAAUCCGAAGUAGCGUAAAGAUGAAACGGCGUAAGGAGGAAGAAUGUGCCAAUCCGCUCUUUUUACAAUGGCUUUUGGAAUGGAAAGAGGAGGCAGCGAAACAAAAGAAAGAACCACUUAAACAGUGUUUAGGAAAAGCUGCCAAGUCUCUCAAGGAGCAUAAAGAAGUACUUUAUACUGGAGAAGACUGUCGGAAAUUAAAAUACUUCGGUUCGGGCGUUUGUGCCAUGAUAACUAAGAGGUUGGAUCAGCAUAUGGAGGGAAAUGGAACUCCUAGGAAAAUGAAGUCACCAAGGACUUACGUACCCAAACCAGGAACAGGUGGUGAAGCUUUACUCACAACUUUGUAUUUACAGUCAAAACUUCCAGGUUAUAAAGGUUACAUGACAAAGGCAGAAUUGCAACAAGAGGCACAGCCCAUAUGCGACACGUCAUUAUCAAAAGCUCAAGCUGGUACAUUUUAUACUGCUUGGAAUUCAAUGACAAAGCUUGUAAAAGAAGAACUCGUUGUAUCCUGGAGCAAACCUUCCAGGUUCCGUAUCAGUGCUAAAGGAGAAAAACUUGUCGAAGCCAUGCAAAAUUCAAAGAAAAAUAAUGGAAAUGUCAACAAUACGAGUUUCACAACUAGAGCUGAUGUCACCCUUCUCGAUAGUUCAGACGAAGAUGAAGCGGUUCAAGUUCGACCGAAACCUCAUUCAUUGUCAAAUUUUGCACUUGCUAAUAUUGACGAUAAUUUUCGAAGCAUUCCGUCUACUUCAAAAGCACAAACGGAAAGACAGGAAAGACUCUAUAAUUUUGACAAUGACAAUUAUUAUGAUCAGAUAAAAAAUAUUCCGUCAACGUCAACAAAACAAUCAAAAAGUCAGGAAAGACUCUAUAAUUUUGACAAUGACAAUUAUUAUGACCAGAUAAAAAAUAUCCCGUCAACGUCCACGAAACAACCAGAAUUUCAACAAAGAUUUCCCUCUAAUUUUACUGAAGAAAAUUUUUUAUCUAAUGUGGAAAAUAUUCCGCCAACUUUGAAAAGUAGAGAAAAUUUUCAAAAAUUCGUUUUUGAACCUUAUACGUUCGAUAUUUUGUUAUUGGUCGACGUUCAAGAAACUAGCGGAAAAGCAAAACAAAAGGUUGAUGAGACUUGUAAAGAAUUAAGAGCCUUGGAGGUAAAUUUCGAAGUACGACACUUGAAACUUGGAGAUUUCUUGUGGAUAGCCAGGUGUCGAAAUACAAAACAAGAAGUUGUACUUCCGCAUAUUGUUGAGAGAAAGAGAAUUGAUGAUUUGGCACAAAGUAUAAAAGAUGAAAGAUAUCGUGAACAAAAGUGGAGAAUGAAGAACUCAGGAAUUAAAAAUCGUAUUUACUUGAUAGAAACUUAUGCUAACAAUGAACAUACUGUUUUGGAUAAAAAGGCUCUUUUUCAAGCCUCAGUUAGCACCAUGAUUCGUGAUGGUUUCAUUGUUCAAUACACUGACAGUCAUCAAGACUCAAUGUCCUAUUUGUCAAUAUUAACAAAAAGUUUGAGAAAUAAGUAUUCGGGCAAGCAAUUAAUUUGUGUCGAGAAGGAAGACUUAGAUUUUAUCGAUGUUACUAAAAAAUCUGAACGAGUGAUGGAAUUUCAGAAAUUUAAUAAGGACAACGCAAAAUCAAAGCACAUAAAAGUGAAAGACAUGUUUAAACGUCAACUCGCACAAAUAAAAGGAGUUUCUCAAGAGAAAGCUACAGCUAUUGUGGAAGUAUUUCCAACACCAAAAUUACUUUACACUGCGAUGAUUGAUUCGGACAUUAAUGGACAGGAAUUACUCAGUCCAUUACAAUAUGGAAACACAAAUCGCCAACUCGGACCCGUAGCUAGCAAAAUUAUUUACCAGCUAUAUACAAAGCGAGUUUUAGAGUAAGAUGUGAUUUAAAAUACAUUUACGAAAAAUUAUUUUAUUAAUUUAGCUCCAAAUCAUUUCUGGCUGUGAGAUGACUAAAAUACUAAAAAAAGUUUCUUUUUUUAAAAAAAAAAGUUCGUAUACAAGUAAAAAAAACUUGUAUCUAUAGUUUAUGAUUAAAAAUAUAAGUAAACCGUUAUUUUUAAUA
Leptopilina heterotoma is the source of this 2392-nucleotide messenger RNA. RefSeq names its product crossover junction endonuclease MUS81 (gene mus81). Bases 334 to 2205 code for a protein of 623 amino acids. NCBI's taxonomy places the organism in Eukaryota, Metazoa, Arthropoda, Insecta, Hymenoptera, Figitidae. Gene Ontology annotation, biological process: resolution of meiotic recombination intermediates; mitotic intra-S DNA damage checkpoint signaling; double-strand break repair via break-induced replication. Gene Ontology annotation, molecular function: 3'-flap endonuclease activity; crossover junction DNA endonuclease activity; DNA binding. The record is from RefSeq and is a predicted model, not a curated record. The transcript is spliced from 9 exons. Gene Ontology annotation, cellular component: nucleus; Holliday junction resolvase complex.